AUUCAAACACGAGCGUAUUCAAAAUGCUUCUUCGCAAUUUGCUCUUUCUUUUCGUCAUUUUUGUGAGCUUGUCUGAUGCAAAGAAACUAGCUACUUCAACAAAAGAGCAAACUAUCAUGAUCAACAUCAUCAACACCAUCCGCCAAAAAGAAGCGAUGGAACGCAAAAUUUCAAAUAUGCACGAGCUCGUAUUUGAUGAAGAGCUCGCAAAGAAAGAGUUCCAGGAAUGCUCAUGGGACAAGGAUCAUUUUAUCAAUGUGAAGGAUGCAAAUAAUUUCGCCGCAAUUUGGAGCUACAACCAUUCGGGCCCCUUCCUUCAGAUGAACUUCCGGUACUUUAUCAAUCCGGUGCAGACGAAAAUUGGGUGCAGCAACGUGCAGUGCAAAGGCAAAAAUUUUAAAACUUUCGCCUGCAUUAUGGGACCAGAAUUUAACCAAUUGGAUUUUGAAGUGAGAAAGGGUGAACCUGGGGAGCACUGUCCGGCUGGAAGAACUGAGAUGAAAAUGUGCACGUCUGAGGCUGCAACUUUUACUGGAUACGCUCUGAUUUUGAUUGCUAUUUUGAACUUUUUUUGGAACAUUUGAAAGGAUUUAUUUGAAAUGAAGUUUUUUUUUUUUU
Molecule: messenger RNA, 618 nt
Organism: Caenorhabditis elegans
Lineage: Eukaryota; Metazoa; Nematoda; Chromadorea; Rhabditida; Rhabditidae
Gene: Y105C5B.17
Product: SCP domain-containing protein
Exons: 4
Coding region: 24-584 (186 amino acids)
Source: RefSeq, marked reviewed